AUGAUCUUUUCUUUGAUUCUUUUGAUCCAAGCAGCUUCUAACUUUCAAGAUACUGACACUCUUAUCAUUCCUGAAGGCACAAAAGAAAUAAGAGAAUAUCAAUAUGCAUAUUGGGAUAAUUUUACCAAGAUUUCGUUUCCAAAUUCAUUAGAAAUAAUUCAUCAAUAUGCAUUUUCUGACUGUAUUAGCUUAGAAAGUCUCGAAUUACCUCCAAAUCUUUUAAUAAUUGAGGAUUUUUCUUUUCAUUAUUGUUUAAAUUUGAAAACAAUCGUUUUUCAUUCCGAAAAAACUGUUAUUUCACAAUGCUCAUUUCAAAGUUGCACACUACUUGAAACUAUUCAACUUCCUUCAAAUUUAAAAUCUAUUUCAUCAUCUUUAUUUGAACAUUGCAUCAAUCUUCAAACAAUACAACUCCCUGCAUCAUUAGAAUCAAUUGAAGACCAUGCAUUUUGUGGAUGCACGAGUUUACAACAUAUUGAACUUCCUCCAAAUAUUACAUUCAUUAGAGAGUCUUGUUUUUCCAAUUGUAUAAAUCUUCAAGCAAUACAACUCCCUGCAUCAUUGAUGAUUAUUGAGAACAAUGCAUUUUGUGGUUGCACGAGUUUACAACAUAUUGAAAUCCAACCAAAUGUUACUUCCAUUGGAAAAGAAUGUUUUUGCAAUUGUACAAAUCUUCAAUCAAUAAAUCUCCCAUAUGGUUUAGACAUAAAGGCUGGUACUUUUAAGAAUUGUAUUAAUCUAGGCAAAAUAGAUUUUUCUGGUAUUUCAAUAAUUUCUGAAUAUGCAUUUUAUAAUUGCACAAAAUUAACCUUAGAUUCUUUUUCAGAUGAUCUAAUUGCUAUUGCCAAGUUUGCAUUUUCAUAUUGUUUAAGCUUGAAACAUAUUAAAAUUCCAAUAGAUAUUAUAAAUGAAGGCACGUUUAGUAAUUGCUUUGGUUUGGAAUCAAUACAAUUUGAAUCUGGAAUUAUAAAAGAUGAAGCUUUUGAAAAUUGCAUAAAUCUUGGUAAAAUUGAUUUCCCAGAUAGUAUAAGUUCAAUUGGAAAAUAUGCAUUUUAUAAUUGCAAGAAAUUAACAUUUGAUUCUUUUCCAUCUUCUCUAGGAUCGAUUCGUAAUUAUGCAUUUUCAUACUGCUUAAGCAUUAAACAUAUUAAAAUUCCAGCAUUUUCUGUAGAAGAAGGCGCAUUUAGUAACUGCUUUGGUCUGGAAACAAUACAAUUUAUUUCUACGUUGAAUAAGAUUGGAGAUAAAGCCUUUGAAAAUUGCAUAAAUCUUGGUAAAAUUGAUUUUCCAGACAGUUUAACUUCAAUUGGAAUAAGAGCAUUUUAUAAUUGCACAAAAUUAACAUUUGAUUCAAUACCAGUUGGAAAGAUUAAUGAAUACGCAUUUGCAAAUUGUAAUAAUGUUAAAAGCAUUGUUUGCAUGAUGGGGUAUGGAGACUUGAUAGACACAGGUGUAUUUGCAAAUUGCACUAAUUUGGAGAGCAUUGCAAUUAAAGCAGAUUUGGCUACCAUCAACAGCUAUCUAUUCACAAAUUGUUAUUCAUUAAAAUCGAUUCAAUUUCAUGAUACUCUUCGAUCUAUAGGAGAAUUUUCAUUCCAAAAUUGCAGAUCAUUGGAAAGUUUUACAAUCACAGAAAACAUCCAAAAAAUUGGUGAAUCUGCAUUUGAAGAUUGUAUCAAUAUUAAAAGUAUCAUAUUCUUGAAUUUAUCAAGACAGGUUACAAUCGACAAAUGUUGUUUCAAAGGCAUGACAUCAUUAGAAAACAUCACUUUACCUUCAUCCAUAAAUAGCAUUUCUUCAGAACUCUUUUAUCGUUGCAGUAGUUUAAGAGAAAUAAAAUUACCAGAUAGCAUUACGACAAUUGAAGAAAUGGCCUUUGAAGAAUGCAGUAUUCUUGCUUGUAUCGAAAUUCCAAAUUCAGUUUCAAACAUUGGUACGAGAGCAUUCUGUCAUUGCAUUAAACUCAAAGAAUUAAAUUUGAAAACUUCGAUUGUUUCCGAGAAAGGGACAAACUAUCCAGUGUCACUUUUCAAAGGAAUAAAAAAAAUAAUAAAGAUGAAAUAA
This is a messenger RNA of Trichomonas vaginalis G3, 2064 nucleotides long. RefSeq names its product antigen BSP-related family. The record is from RefSeq and is a predicted model, not a curated record. Lineage: Eukaryota; Parabasalia; Trichomonadida; Trichomonadidae. The transcript has a single exon. Bases 1 to 2064 code for a protein of 687 amino acids.